Messenger RNA from Closterium sp. NIES-67, 2149 nucleotides. Lineage: Eukaryota; Viridiplantae; Streptophyta; Zygnematophyceae; Desmidiales; Closteriaceae. The record is from the annotation of a GenBank genome assembly.
CGCGCGCUGCUGCCGCGGGUCGCCGCCCCUCGCACACGCGCUUCAGCGCCGGCGGCAGAAUCGCAGGUCGACAUGAGUCGGGUGGUGCUGCAGCACCCUGUUCCAGCGGCGCGAUCGGACAACGGGGGAAGUCUAGCGGUGAUCAUGACAAAGGCGCUUCUGACGCGAGGACGAAAACAUGCAAGGCGAGAAUGGCUGGUUCACCAACGUGGGGCACCGCACUCUCACACUUAGGGUGCGGGACAUCCAAUUCGUAAUUCGAGACACCUGUCGAACUAGGAGAGGGUUACAUUACGUCCCCGUCGCGGCGAAAACCCUCAGCAGAAUUCACGAGAACGGCUGUUUGAACCUGGUCUCUUCCACGUUCAAACACCACAGCAUUUCCGGAACCCAAGUGACCACAUUUCGCAGGGAUGCCGCCACAUGCACAACUGAUGUGCACAAGUCGCAGGAGGAAGCUCUCGCGUAGUGUCGUUCCUGGACUUCGAGUGUGAUUUGAGGGCGUAUCCAGCGUGUUCGUAUAAUAUUUACUUUGCAUAUCAGGUACGCAAUUUCGACCUGGUAACCCGAACUUUCGUGUCGAUUCGGACACGCACGAGAAAUUGACUGUUUUGGCGGACACCCUCCAAACGUGCCCACAGACGUGGGCCGCACGUUUCUGAACCGAAUGGAGAUCGUGCCCAAAUUAUACACACGGCAGAAACGUCCAGAUCCUGGCUGGCGAAAAAUAGAACGCUAACAUUCGCCAGGCUUUCGUGACGCAUGCAAAGCACCGGGCGGGGCCUCUUUUCCGGGUCGGAAUUCGGUUACCCUGCUGUUUUCGCGUGUCAGUCUCCUAUGUGCGCGCUGCACACCCGCUCAUUUGUCGAGACACGGGGGGGACACGUGUCCGCGCGUUUUGCGGUUGAUACUGUAGGUGUGCCUCAAUACAUUUCCACUUGGCGUUUCAAUAUUUCGGCGUGUUAAAAAAACGUCAAAAAUUCGUGUUGGGGCAAAAUGAACGCGCUGGACACACCCUGAGCGUGGAACUUGUUUUCGCUGGAGGUUCGGUUUAUGGUUCUAACUUAGGGACCGGGUUAGUGCAAGGGUCAGAUAUUGGCAGUUUGCGCCCGAUGUCCCGCGACCUUAAAGCCCGAAACUCAAGUUGCAUGCCGGGCCUUGGUGUGGGAGCUAGGCUUGAUACAAAUCAUACUCGAACAGAGUAAGCUCCACGUUUGUUGGAAUUUGCUCUGUUCGAGGGGGGCUGUGCGGCACAGGAAGAGUUGCACUAAGUGAGUUGCGGUGCUGUCUGUUGCGUACCGUACAUGGUCGGUGCCCCUGGCGUAUGGGCCACCCUUUUCCAACCCUCCCACUCCGUGCACUUUCCCACUCCCUCCAACUCCCCCAAAUUCUAACACUCCCGCCUAUCCUCCCACCCCCUCCAUUCCGCCAACUCCUCCCGUGGAGCCCACAGCUCCUCCCCAACUCUCUCGUUCCCGCCGAUCCACUGCCAUCUGGAAUGCAACUGCCCAACUCCCAUGCUGGAUACAUACUCCCUUGCUCUCCGCCCCUCGCGCUUACUGUCCUCCCCUGUCCCCUCCCUACCCGUCAUCUCCCUUGCAGCCCACCCCUCUCUCCCUCCAUCACCACAUGAUGCUGCUCACUCCCAGCACCCUUGCUGAAAGGUGAAUGAAAGAGGGCGGAGCGGGGGGUUGGGGGGAUUGUGAAAGCAAAGCCCUAGGUACAAUAAGCACUGGUUUAAGGGAGACCAGGGGUGCAAACAGAGAAGAGGGAGAUAGGGACGACAGGGAGCCUGUGUGGAAGGAACGGCGCAGAGGGUCGGCUUUUAAAUGGACAGAGAAGGGGGGUGGAAGGGAGGGGGUCAGUGGGGGACAGAGUGGAAUGGACAUCGGGGUGAGGGAACAGGAUGUCAGUGAGGGUGGAAAGGUGGACCUUGCUUGCGAUCCUGACAUCCUGUCUUAAUGUGCCCAUCAUGCUCUCUAACCCUUGCCUCUCUCUCUGCCCACCUUGCCCGUUCUUCCUUGCUUCUCUCUCUGCCUACCUUGCUCUCUCUACCUUGCCCUUUUCUCUACGAACCUUGCUCUCUCUACCUUGCCUAUAUUUCUGCCCCCCUUGCUCUAUCUGUUAACGUAGAAACGAAUGAUUACUA